UACAAAUUUAAAGUAAAAACAAAACUUCAAAAAUAUUCUUCCGAUUGUCAGAGAAUUAAUUUUAAGAUGUCUGGAAAUACCCUUGGUUUCCCCAGCAAUAUCGAUUGUGUGCGCUGGUACCGUGGAAUGUCACCCGUCCAAACGGAGGCUUGUGGUGACCUGCUCCACGCCCUGCGAGAUGACAUGGAACAGGGAUCCACGUACCGUGUGCGGCACUGCGUGUCCAAACUCGGAGUUGAGCCACUGUUGGAGUCCGCCCAGAUCAAGACCAUAAUGGUCCUUAGCCAGGGCAGCGACCUGGCCUUCCUGUGGUUUCUGUGGGAGUUGGGCUACAAGCACUCCGAGGAUUCUGAUCCGGAACUCUAUACGGUCAACGAACAGCUGCUCCUUUCGGGAAUAGCCCAUCUGGACAUGCCAGCAACGUUGAGGGCCUUGGAUGCUUUAUUGCCACCUGGUUCUCACUCGACGAAGCGGAGCUCCCAACACCAGACUUUCACAAAAAAGCGAUCCGUCAGGAUGUCUCGUUCAAGUCAGAAGGUCUAUGCCCUGCCAUACUUUGCUCCUCCAGUGCGUCCUCGUCGAUUUAUCUCAAAGGGGAAGCUCCGAGCUCCCGAAAGCAGACUGCGGUUUCCGGAGUACUCGCAGUUCACAGAUACGAUGCACCAAGUCCCCAAUGAGUCGUCUCGAUGGUUUGCUCAAUACCAAUUUGAUCCUGCAAGGAGGAUAAUAACCAAACUGCUCACAGAAGAGCUCAUUGGGCUUAACUUGGAACCAUUGGAGACCACCAAGAUGCUGGAACCUCUCUGUGAGACCCAUCGUUUUUUGAAGAAGGCAGUGAAUAUGCAACGACAGGAAAUAGACUACUCUAGCCUUCAGCGUUGUCUGUCCCAGUUGGAUGUCCCAAGAGCUGAGAUUAGGGCUCGAAGGAAACGGAUCGUUCAAGAUCUAGAGAAAGAAUCCCAAUGCGUAGCUGGCAAGAUAUGUGGAGAAUGUCGAAAACCUUUUAGCCAAGAUAUGAGCACUCGCAACGAGUGCGGAAAUAUGCUUUCCUCACCCAGAAAAAAUAAUCUAAAGAAGAACGAUCAUUCGAUGGUAAUGUAUCUUGGAUUGGAGAAAAAUCCCAGCGUACAUUUGUGUGACCAAACGAAUGAUAACUUAAUCAAGGUUAUGCUUAUGCAAAAAAAAAUUUCCCAUCGCUGUGGAGCCGGCGAUUUUCAAAUCCAGGAUGUUGACGUCUCAUUAGAAGAGCGUAAGGACAUAAACAUGAGUCCUAAACGUAAAAUAAGUCGCAGUUCCCGUAGUCGCAGUUCCCACAGUAGGAUAUCUCAUCAUCGAAAAGUAUCACCAAAGGGAAGAAAAGUGAAAAAAGACAUUGUCGAGGAACCUCCAUAUAUACCAACAACAAAAUUUCAGAACCUCGCCGAUCUCAUUCCCGCUUGCAGUAGGACUUUGCCAUGUUUGAAAAGGAGAUCUUCCACUCGGUGUCCUGAACCGGAGACUUUCACAACCAGGAAUCGCGAUGGCUUUCAAUUGAACUACCAUAAGAUAUAUGAUAUGCCGGGACUUCCGGACGACCGUUUACCUUGGGAGGAUGAUCUCGUGGACCUGGAGGACAAACAACCUGUGAUCGAAAAGUUCUGCAUUGAUGCCCUGAAGAAUGGUAAAUGCAAAUCGGGAAAGGAGUUUCAGCGCGACAAGUUCCUUUCUCCAGUAUUAAAAGCAGCUGCCAGCUGUGCCGUCGAUAUGUUCCGGACAAAUGUGGCCAACGGGGAUGUGGGGGAAAUCCCAGCUGAAAAGGAUCAGAGGAUCAAGAACGAUCUCAUCGAUCCGAACAACGAUCAGCAGAUUGAGGAUCUUUUGAAGGCAGCUCUGAAGGUGCUUCGUGGCAAUCCCCACUACGUACUGGCCACCUUCUCCAACGCCCACAAAAUGCCCGUGCUCCUUGAUUGGGUGGCGGAUCGCUAUGGCAAGACCUUCAGCCGGAAGGAGAUGCACAAUCUCGUGGAGACCUCGUUCCGCAUCUACGAAAGGUUCUAUCAGGGUGAAAAGAACCGGCGGCGAAAGACAUUGAGACUAAGGAAAAGUCUGACCGAUCAUGUAGGUCCGAUCACCUAUGCCAGCUACAACCAGUUCAUGUGCCAGGUCAAAAAGGGGAAAGCCGACUUCUACGACAAGCUCAAUAACCUGGCUCUGGAGCAGACCCGCCUCACCUGGUUGGCCCUGCGAGGAUACUCCCAUCUGGGCGGCCACAUCAGGGACACCUUUUUCGCCUACAUGCCCGCCAAACAGGACGAUCUGAAUCGCCACCACGUCUGGCAGUCCAAUGACUACCGGGAUAUGGUAAAACUCCGGCUAAGGAGUCGGCCAACGGGUUGUUAAAUUGGUGGUUCCACAUUGCAGAUCGGAAAACAUGGAAACUCAUGGACUUCGCACUGCCAUUUGGAACACCCAUCGAACUAAGGAUUUACAUUUAUCUGCUGAUCUGCUUAGUGGCGGGGCCCGAACGAAAAAAACAUUCAAUGAAAUUUGUCAUUCGCCAUUGUGGGCAACUACUUAUGUAAACCAAACUAUGUAUAAUCCCAAUUAAAAAUGCUGAUGCCCAACUAAAA
Messenger RNA from Drosophila rhopaloa, 2609 nucleotides. RefSeq lists its product as uncharacterized. The coding region runs from base 67 to 2379 and encodes 770 amino acids. The transcript has a single exon. The record is from RefSeq and is a predicted model, not a curated record. NCBI's taxonomy places the organism in Eukaryota, Metazoa, Arthropoda, Insecta, Diptera, Drosophilidae.